GCCAUCCAUCGCCAACAUGCGACAGACGCCGCCGUUAUUGCCGCCGCGGCGGCACUCGCACGCGUCCAUCCUGCACGAAGCCGAUGUCUUGCAUGUGCAGAACCAAGUGCUCGAGGCCAAGGUCGUUGAACUCACGACUGAGCUUGUGAAAACGCAGUAUGAACUCAAGCUCGAGCGCGUCAACUACAAACACUUGCAUCGCAAGGUUCUUGGGUUGGAAGCCCAGCUAGAAAACCAAGUGCUUCAUGUCAUAGAUCUCGAGCAGCGCUUGGCAUGCACCGCUGCAGACCUUGCAGCUGCACAGCGAACAAACGAGGUGGCAGGUCAAGCAGCUCCAACGACAGACGUGAUAGCCAUGUGCACCGAGCAUUUAACAAUGCUGCAUGAAGAUUUGGAUAUGUACGACGCGCGAUGUGCCAUGUAUGAAGCUGGCAUCCGCGAGCUGUGGGCAACGUAUGUGCAUCCAUCCAAACCAGAGCUAACGAAGCACGCUACCCCCCCUCCAAUCCACGCCACGAACAAGUGUGACAAGGUCCGUGAACCGAACGACGCGGAUUCAGACGACACUGCGUCUAUCGACUCGGACGAGUAUUCCGGAGGUCAGGUCGAAGUGGUGGAGAUGGCGUACCACCACCAGCUAGACGAGCUGUGUGAGGCGUUGGCAGUCAGCGUAGAGGCGCAGCACAAGCAGUUGGCGGCCAUCAAAGCGAUGGAAAUCCAGCUGGAAAUGGACAAACGUCAGUAUGAAGAGGUCAUGUCCACGACACGAUGUGAAACGGAUGGGAUGAUUGGAGAUGUCGACGUACACUACUAUUUGCACGAGGUGUUGGUCAACAUCGAUCGAUGAUUGGUGCCCUGAACCACAGAGCUAACUUAUGAAUGCAUGUCGCC
Molecule: messenger RNA, 891 nt
Organism: Aphanomyces astaci
Lineage: Eukaryota; Oomycota; Saprolegniomycetes; Saprolegniales; Verrucalvaceae
Exons: 2
Coding region: 17-847 (276 amino acids)
Source: RefSeq, a predicted model, not a curated record